Molecule: messenger RNA, 1050 nt
Organism: Haemonchus placei
Lineage: Eukaryota; Metazoa; Nematoda; Chromadorea; Rhabditida; Trichostrongylidae
Source: the annotation of a GenBank genome assembly
AUGCCUCGGAUCGAGUUUGAGCCGAAGCUUGAUUUCAAAGAUGUUCUUCUACGACCAAAACGGUCUACACUGAAAAGCAGAGCAGAUGUGGAUCUCGUUCGAGAGUACACAUUCAAAAACUCCAAAAAAACCUAUAGUGGAGUACCAGUGGUGGCGUCAAAUAUGGAUACAGUGGGGACUUUUGAAAUGGCAGAAACUCUUGCCAAACAUCAACUAUUCACAACCAUACAUAAACAUUACUCUCUGGACGAAUGGCAAGCAUUCUUCGAGAAGAACAAAAAUACGGACGUGUUCAAGAAUAUUGCUGUAUCAUCUGGGUUAUCUGAUAAAGACUUCGAAAAGUUACGAUCUAUUUGUGAGAUGGUGCCGUUGUUGGAGAGCAUCUGCCUAGACGUGGCAAACGGUUACUCAGAAACGUUUAUCGAAUAUAUUCGGAAGGUUCGCGAGCAUUUCCCAAGGCAUACGAUAAUGGCCGGAAACGUGGUCACUGGUGAGAUGGUUGAGGAGCUCAUACUCUCAGGAGCCGACAUCAUCAAGGUAGGAAUCGGUCCAGGAUCCGUUUGCACAACGAGAAAGAAGGCUGGAGUCGGCUAUCCACAACUGAGCGCUGUUCUCGAAUGUGCUGACGCUGCCCAUGGUCUCGGUGGGCAUGUAAUGAGCGAUGGCGGAUGUACAAACCCAGGAGAUGUGGCGAAAGCGUUCGGAGCAGGAGCUGAUUUCGUAAUGAUUGGCGGAUUGCUGGCUGGUCAUGAUCAAAGCGGUGGGGAAAUCAUUGAACAAAACGGACGGUUGUUGAUUUAUGGUUUCAAAAGCUUAUUUGUAAUCACUCGACAUCAAGAGCCUUUUCAACAGUGUUUGCUAACCAGCACUUUUUUUUUCAGGGGAGACGUCAAUAACACCGUUCUCGAUAUCCUUGGUGGAAUUCGCUCCGCCUGCACGUACACUGGAUCUGCUAAAUUGAAGGAACUCUCUAAGCGUACAACGUUCAUUCGGGUCACUCAACAAACAAACGACAUGUAUGUGCCUCUCGAAAUAAAUCCUCAGAAAUAA